This is a messenger RNA of Arachis stenosperma, 918 nucleotides long. RefSeq names its product protein FAR1-RELATED SEQUENCE 5-like. Gene Ontology annotation, biological process: regulation of DNA-templated transcription. The transcript has a single exon. Bases 1 to 918 code for a protein of 305 amino acids. The record is from RefSeq and is a predicted model, not a curated record. NCBI's taxonomy places the organism in Eukaryota, Viridiplantae, Streptophyta, Magnoliopsida, Fabales, Fabaceae.
AUGGAAUUUGACACAGUACUAGAAGCUAAAGACUUCUGGAAAAGUUAUGGUGGAAUGAUGGGUUUUGAUGUUCGACAAUUGUAUGCAAAUAAAUGUAUGCUUGAUAAUUCUGUCAGUAGUUUUAGACUUGUUUGUGCAAAGGAAGGCCAACGAAGACCAGAUAAACGGGAUCAUUUAACAAAGCAACCUCGCGCCGAGACUAGAACAAGUUGUCAAGUAAGAAUGUCACUCAAGUUUGCUCGAGAUAUUAAAAAAUAUGUGAUUUGUAACCUUGAGUUAAAUCACAAUAAUAUUUUGCAAAUUCCGGAAACCAGUCAUAUGAUGCCAUCACAAAGAAAGAUUUCAGAAGUACAAGCAUUGCAAAUAGAUUUGGCAGAUGAAGCUGGCAUAAGACCAAAUGAAACACAUGAACUAAUAAGUUUACAAGCUGGUGGUAAAGAUGUCCUUGGAUAUACCAAACAAGACCAAAAGAACUAUCUUCGAAGCAAACGAAAGCGAGACUUGGCCUAUGGUGAAGCAGGUAGUUUAUUAAAGUAUUUUCAUCGGCAACUACUUGAUAAUCCCUCAUUUCAAUAUGCUAUACAGUUAGAUAACGAAGAGAAAAUAACAAAUAUUUUUUGGGCUGAUGCAAGAAUGGUUAUUGAUUAUGCUAUCUGUGGUGAUGUAAUCACAUUUGACACUACAUACUGCACAAACAAAGAAAAUAGACCAUUGGGUGUUUUUUGUGGAUUCAAUCACCAUCGAGAAAUAGUAAUAUUUGGUGCUGCUCUUUUGUAUGACGAAUCAAAAGAAUCUUUUAUGUGGUUAUUUGAAUCAUUUUUGGAAGCUCACAUGCAAAAAAAGCCUAAAACUAUUUUCACUGAUCAAGAUCCUGCUAUGGCAAGUGCUUUGGUAGAAAAAAUGCUAUUCGACAUUUAG